Saprolegnia parasitica CBS 223.65 is the source of this 1947-nucleotide messenger RNA. RefSeq lists its product as hypothetical. The transcript is spliced from 20 exons. The coding region runs from base 1 to 1947 and encodes 648 amino acids. Lineage: Eukaryota; Oomycota; Saprolegniomycetes; Saprolegniales; Saprolegniaceae. The record is from RefSeq and is a predicted model, not a curated record.
AUGGAGAAGACCCGGCACGACGUCGAUGGACAUGCGCCCGCGGAAGCGCCGAGGGACAUGCAUGUGUUCAAGCUCCGCUGCAACGCAUGCUGGGAGGUCCUCUGCGGAGCGAAUGGACCCCAAGCAUGCUACCGGACGUGCUGCAGCCACAUCUUCUGCGAGCGAGACGCGAUGAAGCACUUCCGCGAUGGCAACCUCAUCUGCCCUGCUUGUGGCGAAGACCUCAGCCAGAGAGCGCAACGGGACCGCGGGUACGACCCCACGAAUGCAUAUCUCAUGGUAGCAACGACGUAUGGUGCUAUCAUCUGGGAAGAGAUGCUCGCCGAUCCCGUGUCCUGCAUGGCGCAAAUCCAAGAAGCGAUGCGCUUCCUCAUGUUCCAGCAAGCCCAAGAAAACUACCGCGAAGCUCUAACGAUGGGCAAGGAACGCAUGCACAACGAAUUGAGUCUGCAAGUCUUCGACGAGCACAAGGAGUACCAGCAACAACACGGGCAGCGCUACUUGCAGAUGAAGAGCUACACGGAGAAGCUCGAGGAAGAAAUUAACGAGCUCAAGAACAAAAUGGUCGUGCUCAACAACACCGUCGAAGAGACCCGCGAGUCGUUCAAGGACAAGGCGCGCUUGUGCCGCAACUACGAGAAAAUGAUCAAGGGUAUGAAGGCGCAGCAAGAAGGCAACGGACAGCGCGUCAUGACGGCACAACCCUCGGGCCGAAUGCCGCUGAACGUCGCACCGUCGCCCAAGUUUGCCAAAAGCAUCUCGUCAAUGCAGUCGUCAUCGCUUCGCCAGCACACUUUGGCAAACGGCGAUGACGACUACGAUGUGGGUAUUGGCCCCACGCUUACUGAGGUCCCCGUGACGUUUGACAAAUCAGCCGUCGAGUCGAUCAUCUUUGACUCGGGCAUUGUACUUCAGUUUGCACAGCACGGCGUGGAGCUCGAGGAUACCCUUUUCUUGCAGCCUGAUUUAUGUACGCUCGACGAUUGGCACCGCGAAGUCGACGAGCGUGUCCAGCCCAACGCCCUCGAGCAGCUUUCGGACCGAGAGAUUGACGAUCAAAUCACGUCGCUCCUCACCAACAUGGACCCAAAAGAGCACUACUUGAACGCUGCCGAAUACUACUUGGAUCAUCCCAAGGAAUAUGCGGAAUUUUUCAAGACGCCGCUGGUCGUCCAGUCGUGUCACUACCUCGGCAUUGACAGCAGCGCGAUUCCACACCGGUCGCUCCAAUCCUUCAAGCGUCAGCCCGACAGCGCUGAGGCCGUGCCCGACUUGGUGCUCAAGGCUCGCUACGACGCGUACCGUCACGAGUGUCAACUGUGCAUCGCCAUCAUCUUGCAAACGCAGCAGCUCAUUGCCGCCAAGCUCCAGCACGGUCACGUGGGUCCUUUACCACCAGUAGCACAGGCAAGGCGCAAGAAGCCCCGGACGCGACCUGUGGAUGAGGUGCAGCCACCACGCGUGUACGACGACGCCAAAAACCGGGAAGAGCUCCAGCGCAUGGACAUCAUGAAGCACGCCAAGCUCCUCGAGAACGCCGAGCGAUGGAAAGAGACGCAAGCCAGUAUCCACAAGGCGUCGGACCGCCGCGUCGCUGCACGCGAGGCGGCCGAGCUCGCGUUCAAGCAAAAAGAGUUUGAAAAAGACGUCAAACUCAAGAGCUACGAUGCCGUCGCCGAGCAAAAGACCCGACGGAAAUUGAUCCUUGACAAUUUUCGCAACCAUACGCCAGUGCAGUUGAAACCCCACAUGAAGGAAGAAGCUCGGCUCGUCAAGGAACUGCACAACCUGGAUUUGGACGAGCACUUGCGUCGGGCGGCGCGUAUCAAGCAAGCACACGAGUACCGCAAGCAGCACGUGCUCGACAAAUCCAACCGAAAGCUCGAGCGUCUACCGCCACGCCUCGGCCCGAGCAGCGCCUCGAGCGGGCCACCUCCUUCGCGCUAA